Molecule: messenger RNA, 1055 nt
Organism: Moneuplotes crassus
Lineage: Eukaryota; Ciliophora; Spirotrichea; Euplotida; Euplotidae
Source: the annotation of a GenBank genome assembly
UAUAAAUGGAGGCCUCAGUAGAAGACCUUGAAAGUUACAGACCUGUGUGAAGAGAAAGUGGAAAGCCAUUGAGAGUAAAGAAGAAUGAGGGGAAGGAUGGCCUGAGAGGAUUGGACAAGAGUGAAGGGGUAGAGCUAGGGAAGGAUGGAGAAGUGCUGAAGAGAGAUAAGAGGGUAGAAGCAGAAGAGGAGUGUAAGGAUGAGGGUAUAAAGGAAUGUGUUGAAACACAUGAAGUAGGGACUGAUCCAAUUUCUUUAUCUCUUCAAACUUCUCAAGCAAAACAAAAGAUCAACUAUUCUAAAAUUGACUCUGACUCUGAAUACUAUGACCAGCUCCAAUUGAACCAACUAAACUCAAAAUUUUAUUCUGAUUUUUCCAAAGCUAUAAUGGAUGAGGAACAACUGGAAUAUUUUUUAAUUAACAAUUGGCUAUCUCUCGAUCUGAAAAAUUCAACAAAUAAUUUCUUUUGAAAGAAGAUGCUAAAUGUUCCCCUCGGACCAAAAAGAGGAAUUACUUUUAAUGACCUGUCGAAACCCAACAAGCAUAUUAAGAACUUUCUGACAAACUGUAUUCCCCCAAAUGGAGUCCAAAUCCUGAUCCUCAAAGCUGCCAUCCUCUGAAAGAUAGAUGCAUACCUUCCUAUCAUCCUCCAUCUCAGCUCUAAAAUUCCUAAAAGGAUCUCUCUUACCAAUUUUAAGAUCAGCUCAAUGCAGCUGAAGAGGUUCUUAGGGGCUAAUAGGCAGAAGAAAGCUAUGGAGUUUACUUACUGCAAGUUCUCGUUCAAGACUGUUCCUGACUUUGAUAGGUACCUGGAAAGAACGGAGAUUCAGAGGAUGUACUUCUGAUGAUGAGAGGAGGAUGGGUUUAGUGACUGGGUUAAUCAUCCAGAGGAAUUCGAGAAUUUUAUCAAUGGCCUUUCGCAGUCAGACCUGAAGGAUUCGCUACAACAAGUAGGCUAUGGAUGGAAAUGUGAGCUUAAACGAAGCUAUGUGGUUUCGAUAUUUGAAAAGUAUGGGCUAGGGCAUGUGAGGAUUCAUGGGAAUUUUCAGCAUUAA